Messenger RNA from Rhagoletis zephyria (snowberry fruit fly), 1503 nucleotides. The record is from RefSeq and is a predicted model, not a curated record. NCBI's taxonomy places the organism in Eukaryota, Metazoa, Arthropoda, Insecta, Diptera, Tephritidae.
AUGGAGCACCUGCCGACGUCGCUCAGCACCAGCUCCGCCUACGGACACGGCGGCGGCUUCCCAGGCGGCGGCACCGGCGCCUCCGCCUACUACGACGACCUGGGCAGUCCGGGGAUGGCGGCCAUGGACGGCGGCCUGGGACCGGGCGGCGGAGGACGGGGACCGAUGCACCGCAUGGGACGACGGCCGCCGUUGCGCAGCUACCACUCCAUCGAGCGGGAGCCCGGCUACCGAGAUCGCUCCUUUGACCGGAUGGACUCGCUCAAUGCGCGCGCCGCUGCCGGCGGCCACCUGAGCCGGGCGCGAGAUCGCUCCUUGGACCGCGCCCUCUACGCCAGCCGCGACGACCCAAUGCAAGGCAGUUAUGGUGGACCACUGCGCGACCGCGAUGGCGCCCUCCUCGACGACCCGGCGCUGGGCGUCGGUGGCCCGUACGGCGGUCGUGGUGACCCGCUGGUGGGCGGCCAUGUCGGUCGGCACAUGGGCCCCGGUCCGGGCCUCGGUCCCGGCGGCGGCGGCCUGGUGGGGGACCCUCGUGGCGGGCCCUACGGCGGCUCUGGCGGCAUCGGCGGCGGCGGCAUGGGCGGUCGCAUGGGCGCCGUCAAUGACAACUUUGUCAUGGAGCUGCAGGCGCGCCUGAACGACCUGCAGAAUCAGUUCAGCAGCGUCAAGCGGGAGCUGGACGCCACCACGCAGAAGCUGGGCUCCAGCAUGCACAGCAUCAAGACCUUCUGGAGUCCGGAGCUGAAGAAGGAGCGGGCGCUGCGCAAAGAGGAGGCGGCCAAGUAUGCGCUCAUCAAUGACCAGCUAAAGAUACUCCGCUCGGAGAAUCAGAAACAAUCAGCCCUAAUUCGGCAGCUAGAGGAGGAGCUGCGCAUCACUAACAUGCGCAACCCUGACCAGGACGUGCAGCAGCACCUUGAUUCACUGUACUCCGAAAAGGAGCACAUGUCCAAGGAGAUUUACCUACUGCGUGAAACUAACAAGGAACUAGAGUUGCGCAUUGAGACGCAAAAGCAGACGCUGGCAGCUCGCGAUGACAGCAUCAAGAAGCUGAUGGAGAUGCUGCAGAACAAGGGCAUCGGCAGUAAGAUGAUGGAAGAGGAACGCAUCGAGUACGAACGUAUGCGCACUCGAAACAUCGAACUAGAGACACGCCAGCGACACAUCGACAAGCUGAAGAUGGAGUUGAACAAACGGGACCAGGAACUGCUGGCAGUGGGCGCCAAGAUGAAGACUCUUGAGGAGCAGCACCAGGACUACCAGCGACACAUUUCCGUUCUGAAGGAGUCUCUAGUGGCCAAGGAAGAGCACUACAACAUGCUCCAGGCAGACAUUGAAGAGCUACGCUCUAGACUGGAGGAGAAAAACAAGCUAAUUGAAAAACGCACUCACCAGUCAAUGAUGAGCUCACAGGACAAGAACAAACUGAACCUGGAAAUGCAGGAGCUGCGCGAUCACAUUGACAUUAAAGAUCGAAAGAUUAACGUCCUCCAACGAAAG